AUGAUUACAGGUUUCUUUUCGAAUCCUUUCCUUUGGAUCGACCAAUUAAUCUUUGAUUUGAUGCAAAUUGUAAUGAAUAUUAUUUUAUGUCUAACUUUUAAGUUAAGCAAGUCAGAACAAGAUGACCAGUAUCUGAUGCUUUCAGAAGAUGAAUACGAGCAAACAACUCCAGAAGAAUUGCAAUUAACUGAUAUAAAAGAAAUUAAAAUGUCAGAUCUCAAAUCCAAGACCGGAAUUGCAUGGGAAAGAGGAAUAAAGCUCCCAAACGCACCUAUAAUUAAAGAUACAGCUCAAAGAUAUGAUACAUCAAGAUUAUCUGCUUCAAAGAUCAAGGAAAUGAUGCAACAAGAGAUCCAUGAAGAAAUAAUCGAAGACAGCUCUGCAGGUUAUUAUUCAUUGGAUAGUUAUAGCAUUUAA
Trichomonas vaginalis G3 is the source of this 417-nucleotide messenger RNA. RefSeq lists its product as uncharacterized. The record is from RefSeq and is a predicted model, not a curated record. The coding region runs from base 1 to 417 and encodes 138 amino acids. NCBI's taxonomy places the organism in Eukaryota, Parabasalia, Trichomonadida, Trichomonadidae. The transcript has a single exon.